Messenger RNA from Solea solea (common sole), 9677 nucleotides. RefSeq names its product WNK lysine deficient protein kinase 2 (gene wnk2). The transcript has 29 exons. The coding region runs from base 466 to 7332 and encodes 2288 amino acids. Gene Ontology annotation, molecular function: potassium channel inhibitor activity; chloride channel inhibitor activity; protein serine/threonine kinase activity. The record is from RefSeq and is a predicted model, not a curated record. Gene Ontology annotation, cellular component: cytosol; cytoplasm. Lineage: Eukaryota; Metazoa; Chordata; Actinopteri; Pleuronectiformes; Soleidae. Gene Ontology annotation, biological process: protein phosphorylation; monoatomic ion homeostasis; positive regulation of potassium ion import across plasma membrane.
GUGACAGCUGCGCACUCGGCCGUCCCACGGUGUCUCUUUGUAGGGAUUAAUGCGUGGAACAACCUUAACAUCCUGGUUUGUCCACUGGAGGCCAGUUGAUCUGUGUCUCCGCCGGGGGAAUCACGUGUGUGGCGUGAGAGUGAGUGUUUUCGUGACUUCAUGGCGGUGAACUGGCAACGACACCAGGCCCAACUUGAAUAGCUCAGCGCUUCACUGCAGCAAGGUGGACCGGCGCGAGAGGAGGCACGGCGGCGGCGGCGGCGGCGCGCAUCAUCCCUCCGAGCUGCACAGGAUGUUUUAAGUGCUGAACAAUUUCAAGGCGCAAGGCCAUCCACCCUGCGCCGCUGCCGAACUGCGUCACCGCAUGUAAGAGUUGCAGGUAAGCAACAAAGUCUCUCACCGCCGGGAGAAGAGCAUGCUCGUCAUUCUACUCGUCGCCGGUGAGUGUUUAACAAUUUACCGGGGAUGGAUUCGGCGGAUGAUUCAAACAAAGACCCGCCUCUGGUGUCCACAUUCUCCUCAGCACCAAAUUUAGACUCGGACAUAAACGCAAAUGCCUGCAGGCCUGUUUAUGAGAAUGGGACCGAUCACAAUGUCAACAUACAAGACGCGGCCCUGCGAGGAGCCAGUGACCCGAGCGCGUACCCCUCCUCAGAUUACCGGGGACUCAUCCGCCAGAGGUUCAUCCGGCGCAGUUUGUGGGUGUCAGACUCCGAGGAGCAUCCGCUAGACGCGCCGGAGUGUGUCAGCAGCAGGACCCCGGUGCUCAGCAUUAACCUUCGCACCAUUGUUGAUCGAAGUCGGACCCGGGUUCUGAACGGAACCCGCCUGGGUCUCCAGGAGACCUCCAGCACGGAGAGCCAGGCGGAACUCAAGGAGAGCGCCACAGAGAGCGUGAGCGCGGACGAGGAGAAGGCGGAGGGGAGCGAGACCGAGCGCAAGGCUGAGGAGGUGGUGGCCGCGGAUGUCACAGGUAAAGCAGGAAGUGACGAGAACGAAGAGGAGCCAGGGAUGAAGGCCGUGUCCACCUCACCUGGAGGCCGCUUCCUCAAGUUUGACAUUGAGCUGGGCAGAGGUUCCUUCAAGACGGUCUACAAAGGUCUGGACACUGACACCUGGGUGGAAGUGGCGUGGUGUGAACUCCAGGAGCGGAAACUGUCCAAAGCCGAGCGACAGAGGUUCAAGGAGGAGGCCGAGAUGUUGAAGGCUCUUCAGCAUCCCAACAUUGUUCGAUUUUAUGACUUCUGGGAAUCGCCGGUGAAGGGGAGGAAGUGUAUCGUUCUGGUGACGGAGCUAAUGACCUCAGGGACACUAAAAACGUAUCUGAAACGCUUCAAGGUGAUGAAACCUAAGGUUCUUAGGAGCUGGUGCAGACAGAUUCUCAAAGGCCUGCACUUCCUCCACACGCGGACUCCUCCCAUCAUCCACCGAGACCUCAAGUGUGACAACAUCUUCAUCACUGGCCCCACGGGCUCUGUCAAAAUAGGAGACCUGGGCUUGGCGACGCUGAAGAGGGCGUCGUUCGCUAAAAGUGUUAUUGGCACACCAGAGUUCAUGGCCCCUGAGAUGUAUGAGGAGCACUACGAUGAGGCUGUGGACGUCUAUGCCUUUGGCAUGUGUAUGUUGGAGAUGGCCACCUCAGAAUAUCCCUACUCCGAGUGCCAGAAUGCUGCACAAAUCUACCGCAAAGUCACCAGCGGGGUGAAACCUGCAAGCUUCAGCAAAGUCAGUGACCCUGAAAUUAAGGAAAUAAUCAGCGAGUGUAUCUGUCACAGGUGGGAAGAAAGGUACUCCAUCAAGGACCUCCUGAAUCAUGCCUUCUUUGCAGAGGACACAGGCGUCAGAGUGGAGCUCAAUGAAGAAGACGAUGGAAACAAAUCGUCCAUCGCUCUCAAGCUGUGGGUUGAGGAUCCUAAGAAGUUGAAAGGAAAAUACAAGGAUUCGGGUGCCAUUGAGUUUACCUUCGACUUGGUGAAUGAGGUGCCAGAGGUUGUCGCCCAAGAAAUGGUGGAAUCGGGUUUCUUCCUGGACUGCGACGUCAAGAUAGUGGCGAAGUCCAUCCGUGACCGUGUGGCUCUCAUCAAGUGGAGGAGAGAGCGGACUUUCUCGUCAGGAAACGGUGAGAUGCAGCAGAACCUACUGCAGGUGCCCAGCACUGGUGUGCCACAGGAAGCCACGUUAGCUACCACGGAUUAUGAAGACCAAGAGAUGGAGCAGCAACCUCUGAUCUGCAGUGUGCCUGUCACCACAUCAACAACAUCUGACAGUGGAGGGAGUUCUACCAUGCCUUCAGAUGUUCUUAACAAUCAGCUAAAUGGGACCUACCAGUCUCUCCCAGAGCCCAUUGCCACAGUUCAGAUCAUUUGCAGUCCUCCUGCACAGUCUGACCCUCAGCUGCACCAGGGGCCCUACCAGCAACCCGCGGGUCAACUGCAUCUUGGGGCUUAUCAACACACUGCAGCACAACUGCACCAGGAGGCGUAUCAGUCUCAAACAACCGUUUCUGAUCCUACACCAGCCCCUUCUGUGCUCCAGAGUAGACAGACAACACAGAGCUUCCCAGCUGCAGCGUCCGCCCUACAGACGCAGGUUACUCUGCAACCCAGCCAGGAGCAGUGCCAUCUUCAGCCAGUUGCUGUUCUGCCCCAGUGCUUCUCUGCUGACCCGUCAACAUCUCAUCUCAGCCAUCCUGACAUAUCUGCCACUUUUCCACACUCAGUCUCCAGUGCUCCUCCCCCACUCCGGGUCAGUGCACAGUUUCCCUCAUACCCUGUUGUUCAAACAGGGGGCUACAGUCCCCAUCCCUUCUUCUCAGCUCCUUUGCCAUCUGCCUACAGUGGCGGUGGCCGUUUUAUAACUAGCACCUACUACUCACCUUCGCCUCUCCAUCCCUCCCUCCCUCUGAACCCUCAUGCCACCUUGCCUUGCUCUACACCUCCUCUAGGCAGCCCUCAGUCUCCUCUGUCCACGCCUCAACACAUACCCAUAGUGGCACUCCCAAUCCCAAUCCUAACCAUGACCAUGUCCCCGGGAGUGCCACAGCAGCAGGGUGGCCUUGCUACAUCUCAGCCAAACAUCUGUAGCUUCCAUACCACACAUCCCUUACCUUUCUCCCAGGUACGAACCACCUCAUUCCCCGCCCCUCACCCUGAGCAGGAACUUGCUGAGCAGCCUGUCCAGGUUCAGACGACUGUUCCACAGGGGACUUUGGGAGAUGUUCAGCUGUUGGCUCCAGUUCAGCCUGUCUUGCAUGCUGUUCAAAGUCCUCUCUGGGGAGAUGCCGAAAGCACUGCAGCUAGCCUAGAAUUAACUGCAGCUCCUCCUCCAGUUCAAGCUCCAGCCUCAAUCUCAGUCGCAGCUACAAUACAAGUUGAAUCCCGAGUACUGGCACAAACUCCGCCUCUUGUCCCAGCACAAAACCAACCAACAGACGCAGUAUCUACAACUCCAACGCCAAUCCUUGUUAAGGCCACAACUUCAGUCCCAGUACAGGUUCCUAUAACAGCACCAGCUCCAGCCUCGGCCCCAAUUCAAGCACCAGUCAUUGCAUCUGGUCCCACUUUUGAACCACCAAAAGUCACUUGUACAAGCUCAGACUCAUCAUCUUUGAUCAGUAAACCCCAGCACUCAGUAGCAGGUUUGGUCUUCGCCCCGGUCCCUGUCACCCUGCCAGUCUCAGUGAAAUCUGCAGCCUCCGCUCCGCCUCCUGUCGUGGCUUCCGUCCCAGCUCUGCAGCCUGCUGCAACCCAAACAGCAAUCUCAUCGCCUGAGGGUGCCAGCCUGGCCAUAACUCAGCAAAACACGGAACUGACAAUUACAUCUAGCACCUUUCAACAAGACAUUAGUGUAGAGGAAGUACUUCAAGAAACAUCAGUGUUGUUACCCAACUAUGCGUAUGACAGCGUCAACUCUGAUGUGACGUCUGGUAGGGAAACAAGUGACGGCUGUGAGAGCUUGGUCAGUGGUGGGAAGGGCGACGGAAAACCCAGGAAACACCACCGCAAGUCCGCCCGUACACGUUCACGGCAAGAAAAGACCAGCAAACCCAAACUGAGCAUAAUCAAUGUUUGUAACACUGGCGAUAAAAUGGUUGAAUGUCAGCUGGAGACUCACAAUCACAAAAUGGUGACAUUCAAGUUUGAUCUGGAUGGAGACGCUCCAGAGGAAAUUGCCACGUACAUGGUGGAGAAUGGGUUUAUUCUACUGUUGGAGAAGGAAAUCUUUAUUGACCAGCUCAAGGACAUUGUGGAUAAAGCCGAGGACAUGCUGCAUGAGGACAUAGAAGGUGAAAAGGCGUCCACCUUGAGUUGCAGUCCUCAGCAGGGCAGUCUGUCUGAGGGCCUGGUGGGAGAGAGUCAGCAGCUUGGGACACCACAGCCGGUCUAUCAGCAGAACGUUCUUCACACAGGGAAAAGAUGGUUCAUAAUCUGCCCUGUAGAAGAAACACCCACGUCCAGCCAGGAGACACCGUCUGAUGGCACAAAUGCACAGUCACCUGGGAGUUCAACCACAACCCAGGCUGCUGACAGUGGCACCGCAAGGCCGUCUGUGUCCAGAGAAGAGGGGUCGUCCUCGACAAUGUCUGGUGGGAGUGGGGGCUUCUCCUAUGAAGUAUAUGGAUUCUGCAGCCCUCCAAUUAUGUCCAACACAGACCCACUCAUUUUGGCCAUGCUGUCACCUCCUGUCUCUGCUCCUCCAACCCUUCAAUCUGUAUCUUCAGUGGAGCUGGCUGGCAGCUCCGUGCAGCCAAGUGUGCAGCAGGCCCAGCCAGCCCGGGCUCCAACACUGCCCCCUUCAUCCCCACUCAGAUCUCUCCCACUGAACGAGGCACAGGGAUCCCCUCUGGGUGCCAACUCCCCGGUUCAUUCUGCUCAGCCAAUGCCUGAAAUGAUAAGCCCCAUGUCCAUAGCUGAGGAGGUUCCCUGUUGCCCACUGGUCAUGCAACUAUCUCUGGAUGUGAGCGGUUCACGGGCUGGGUCUCCUCUCACCCCGCUGCCACUCCAGGAGCCAGAUUCAGGCAAAGAGCCACUGUCUGUUGCCUACGCCUCCACAGCACGUGGGGAUCUACCACAGCAGCCUGUGGUGCUCCACCAGCCUUUUUCCAGCAUGGGAGGAACCAAAGUGUCCUCACUACCACAGAGCCCAGCGCCCUCGCAGCACGGUGCAGGGCCGGGCGAGUCGGAUGGCGAGGGACGGCUGGGACGUGGGGGCUUUGUGGACAGCACCAUAAAAACACUGGAUGAGAAGCUAAGGAACUUGCUCUACCAAGAAUAUGCUCCCAUGUAUCCGUCAGGCAGUGCGGCAGAGACACCGGGCUCCUGCACCGAGUACAUCCAAUCACCUCCUGGUCCAGACAGCGCCACGGGAGGGUCAGGAAACAGCACACCAGGGCCAAUGGGGGAAGGACGCUACAGGACAGGAGAACAGCUGCCUCAAAUUCCUGAGCGAAUGGACAGUUUGAGCACACAGAGUGACUCGGCCGUGUGUGCGUCCAUGUCCAGAAGGCAAGUCCCUCAUUCCGUUUCCUGCUCUGGUACAAGAGGUCGAUUCAAGAUAAUCUCUGUUCCUCCUGAAGUGGCCAACAGACGAGGCGUAAAACAGAGGAGUUGGGGCAACGCGGCCUCCCCAGUGCACCCUGCAAGAUACAGUCAAGAACACGUUCAGGCUGAGGCGAUGGUAGCCUCCACUACGAUUGGCCGUUUCUCAGUGGUGAGCACCGAGGACGACAUCACGCAGAGGACGCGCUGCAGCCGCUACUCUGCCCCGCCGGAUUUCUACCUGGACACGCCUCCUUCCAUGGCCAAGCGCGGUUCCCUGCCUCGCGCCCUGACCUCGUCCUCCGUCCCCGUGGACGUCACCGUCCAUGCUCGCUUCCUCUCGUCAGACUCGGGGGCGGAGAGUAGCCCCGCGAAGCUGGCUGCUGCCACCCCGUCUCACCGGCCUCGCUCUGAGCGCAGAGGAAGUGACCUCAUGAAGCGGGCAGUGGCCUUCCUCCGUCGCUCAGGGCGGAGCAGCAGUGUGCAGAGCUCUGACUCACCGAGCAGGCAUGGAGGUGUGCACGGCUCAGCCUAUGGCAGCAGUGACAACGACUCAGAGAUGGAGGACACGGACAUGAAGAGGGAACUACAAAGACUUAGGGAAAAACAUCUGAGGGAAAUCUCUGAGCUGCAGGCCCAUCAGCGGGGAGAGGUGGAACUGCUGUAUCACCGGCUUGGCAAAGCCCCCCCUCCUGGCCUGGGUGUCUCUCAUGUUGCGCCACAUAACGGCCGUAGAAAGAGGUCCAGCAGGCACAAGCUGAAGCCUGGCAAACUUCUCAGCCCUCUGGUUCAACAAUUUCGAAAUGUCACAGCCAAAGCCAGCGACUCCAGCAGAUCCAGUACAGUUGAGCCUACACUAAGUUUAAAUGGCUCUCCAGCCAGGGGGUCUUUACCCACUCACGGCAGGGCACAAUCGUGCACGAGCCACAUUCCAAGAUCAGCUUUAGAGCCGGUGCUGACUCAGCAGCCCUGUUCCCUCAAGGGCUCUUUGUCUUCGGAUAAUAUUUACACUGGACUGCAAGGAGAUGGCACAGGCACACAAGCUCCACUUGUACAAGGCUGGUCUAAUUAUCCUCAACCACCUGAGAGAGUGACCAAUAAAUCCAGUAGCAAGCCACGCACUAGAUUUCUCAGUGGGCCUGUGUCUUUGUCUAUCUGGUCAACACUGAAGCGACUGUGUAUUGGCAAAGAGCGUGGCAGUAGGUCUGCAGCCGGAUCAGCCACUUUCAAUCAACCACAGCAGCCGCCCACUGGUUCCACACCUCCACCUCCUCCUCAGCAGUCAGUGAUGGGCCUGGCUCAAGCUCAAGCAAAUAACAGCAACAACAAGACAGGCACGUACACCGGAGGGUCCACGAGUGCCAAUGAAAGAGACCUGCCAGAAGACCUGCAGCGGCUCAUGGACGACUGGGCUCAAGAUGUUCUUAUCGUUACCCACACGCCACGCACUAACUCUCUGAGCAUCAGUGGGCAGCGGCCGUGGGACCAGGUCAUGCACAGACCUCUGGUUAGUGUUUCAGAUGUAUCAUCAUCAUGGACUGCCCCUGGUCCAGAGGCCUACAGUCUGCCCCUGUCAUGGCCCGACAGUCCCAGGUCAGGAAUGAUGACCAGCCCGUCCACAGGACCCCUCCCCAGCUAUCACCUUCACUCUCCCGGCCCGUUAAGGGUCUUGUCCGCCUUCCCUCUCCCCUCAGGAGUUUUUGCCUUUCCUGCUGUGCCCUCAACCCAGGACACGCCCAGCCCCGCACCUUCUCCAUCAUAUCGGCCACCUCAAUCUAGAGCCAGGACUCUAUAAUCUGAGUAGCAUUGUGUCUUCCAACUGUAGAACCAAAAACAAUCAUUAUACUUCUAGUAAGUCUUAUGUGCAUAUACAGUAUAUAUUUAACCAGCAUGUAUGUAACCAUAUGUACAUACUCAUCUCUAUUCUUGAGUUCUUGUUUUUUUUUUUUGUUUAUUUGCAUCAACAUACCUCAUGUCCAUACAGUGCAUAACCCUGAUGUGCAGUGUAAUGGUAGAAGUACAUUUAAAGAUGUAUAGUUAGGCUUCAAAGUGUAGAUUUUCACCAUUGCUCACAUGUAAAUGUACAUAAUGUACUGUUCAUCCAUGCUUUGUUCAUAUAAAUAGCUCACGUUUGUGUUAACUCAUAUCAUUCCUACACAUAAGCGGACGUGUGUAUAUAGGAAGUGUCAUUUGUACAUAGCUCCUGUCUUUGUACAGUUAACAUUAAGUAAUAUGUAGGUUGGUGCUGCAGCGACAGAAUGUGUCUUAAUGCAACACCCUGUUAGCCACCAUCAUGCCGUCACUGUGAAGACUUGACAUUGUGGUCACUAGGACCAUUUUUGCUUCUAUUCUCUGUUCUCAAAAGUCCAAGGACGGGUUUCAUUCCUCAUAGAUGAAAAAAUGCUUCCAGCACAAGCGCUUGAAAUAUCCUUGAGAGAUUUGAGUGAACUUGAACUUUAUCUUCAGGUGCAAAGAGAAUCACCUGUGAGAGUGCCUUGAAUUGCAGUUUCAGUUUUCUGAUGAGAAGCAUUUAGGUUCAAACGCAGACAGUAGAUAAGCAGUAAUACGCUUUCACCUUCGAAAAGGUAAAUGAUGGGAUUUGAAUCAUGAAUGUGGAUUUAUUUACGCAAACCUACAUCGCAUAAUCUGGUCACGUCGCUAGGGUUGGGUACCGGUACAGUACCGGUAUCUGGAAUUCAGUACCGGUAGGUACCAUAUUCUGGUACUUUUAAAAUGUUUUAGUGUACAGCUUAGCUAACAUCAGCAGAGACAAAAAAGCCUCUUCAGCUUUUAAAGAAAUCCUGCGUUUGACCAGGUGCUUCAUCAGGUCUAAUUGUGUGAAAUGCAGCCACACUUUCGACCGCUUUCGGUCAUUAUUGCUGUCGUGCAAGUGAACCAAUACUCGGUAGUACAAGUACAAGUACAAAAAGUACCAACUUUUGGUACCCAACCCUACACGCCGCAGCUCAUAAAAUAUAUCAGAUUGUAAGAAUAAACUAGUUAGGUUAUUUAAUAUCUUACCUGAAAGGGUUUUUUGUAGGAUUACUUUGGCAACUGCAUGAAUACACUGAUAUUCUGAAUGUGCACAGGUCGACGUGGUGAGUCACAAGACAAAUGUUGUUCAGAGGAACUGGCAUUGACACCAUACAACAAGCAGGGCUGAAGGACUCGUCGUCCGAGUCAAAUUGGUACUCAUCCCAUACCUCUCUCUCUCUACCCUCUACUAAUGCAAUCUGUAGCUUUAUAUAUCGUUGCCUUUGUGGGUUUUUAAGAGAUUACUGUGUGGCUGGUGUGCAAAUAUACUCCGAGGACGAUACAGGCACAGUCGUGAAGAAUGUGAAUUACUUAGAGGCCACAACGGGACAUUUGUAUCACAAACAGUUUUUGUAAUAAUUAGGUGAAAUAUUUAUCAUCGCUGGCUUCAAUUAACAAAUAUUGGACAAUCACUGUUUCAGUAAUCGUCUCCAAAAGCAACACUUUCUUGUAUGGCCUCUUUAAUUCCCUCGGAUUAAUUGUUUGUUGAGUACAUGAGUGAUUUCAUGAUUACAGUUGAUAGGUGGGUCAGCCAUUAUACUGAGACGAAACUUGACUUAUUUUUGUGUCUUUUUUUCCCCCCGACUCACAAUUGUAACUCACCUUUUUCAGUUAAAAAGUGAAAAAUCUGGGAGGUUUAUCUCAUGCCACAGGACAUUUGGGGACAAGAAGCGUAUUUCACAUCUUUCACAUCAUACAAAAUGUUAUUUGAAAUGUUUAGAAGCCUUCCCCCCCCCCCCCCAAGAGUGACGAUAUAAACACUUUUUUGGCACAGGCUAAGUAGUGCCUCUUGUGGAGAAUAAGUAGUAGUAUAGUGCCCCUACAAAAUGUCUCUAUGUUUGCACAAUAUGACAGUUUUUUUUUGUCUCAACGGCACAAUCAUAAUUCAAAAUGACAGGUUUUUUUCCUAAGAACAUUUCCUUUGCAGCUAUUUAAGUUGUGCUUUACGCAGUAGACACUCGCCAUGAAAGCUCUUUGUAUGUUUGCUUUUGCCUGCUGUAUCACCUCUCCUGACCUCGUCAGAUCAGUAUUCUUUAACAACAAAAAAAAACAGAAGCUGUACAUGCUUGUAGACUGUAAUAAUAAAUCAAUUUUUGCUCGACACCA